AGAGUUCUCUAUGGUCUACUGUGGUUCUCCAAGGUCAGCCUGAUGCACCUGAUGACCUCUUCUCUCCAUGCUACCAAACGUAAGACACUCAAAUUAAUAUAUUGGCUUCUAACUAGUAAUAAAAUAUCACGUACGUCAAUUUACAUGACAUGUGGACGUGACUGGCAGUCCAAUCGCACGUGUCCCAGCAAUUUAUAGUACAGUUAGUCAGAGGAAAGUUGAAAGAGAAGAAAAAGGAACAUUUCCAAGCAGAGGAGGAAAUGGGCAGGACAAGAUGAGCAAGAAAAAAGGCCUAAUAUUUCUUCCCCCGCCCCAGACAUACACACAUAAAUAGUGAGAGAGUGAUUUCCCCGUAUCGCUGGCUGCCACUCCUUUGCUGCAUCUCUCUGGGACCACGCACCAUCCCUCCAAGAUGUGGGCAAAGACAAUUACAGGAAAUUUUGCCAACAUGAUUCACGGUUUGAAUGCAAACCACUUGACCGACCAAGUCAUUCAGAGAAGCAAGCGAAUGAUUCUGGAUACACUUGGAGUGGGGCUGCUGGGUACCAGCACCGAGGUCUGCCACAAAGUGACACAGUACAGCAAGAUCUACAGCUCGGAUAUAUCCAGUACCAUCUGGGGCCACUUGGAUUUCCGACUGCCUCCUCUGUAUGCAGCUUUUGUGAACGGAGUGGCUGUGCACUCGAUGGAUUUUGACGACACGUGGCAUCCAGCCACGCACCCAUCCGGGGCCGUGCUCCCCGCCGUGAUUGCACUCGCGGAGGCCUUUCCUCAGGAGAAAAAAAUCUCGGGUCUCGAUCUGCUCUUAGCUUUCAAUGUGGGAAUCGAAGUGCAAGGCCGGCUGCUGCGCUUCUCCAGCGAAGCCAGGAAUAUUCCCAAAAGGUUUCACCCCCCGACUGUGGUUGGUACAAUGGGGAGUGCAGCAGCUUGUGCUAAACUCUUAGCUCUUGACCAGCCAAAAUGUAAAAACGCCUUGGCUAUUGCUGCCUCCUAUGCCGGUGCCCCACUGGCUAACGCGGCAACCCAAACGAAGCCCCUCCAUGUUGGCAACGCUGCCAAGCAUGGACUGGAAGCAGCGUGCUUAGCAUCCCAGGGCCUUCAAGGAAACAAACAGAUCUUGGACAUGGAGUCAGGGAUAGGUGCCUUUUAUACAGAUUACAACCCACAGACUCUGCCAACCUUGCAGUCCUACCCCUGGCUGUUGGACCAGCAAGAUGUGGCCAUCAAACGCUUUCCUGCCCAUCUUGGAACGCACUGGGUGGCCGAUGCAGCAUCUUCUGUUAGGAGGAAGCUUGUGGAGAACAGUGGCAACUUGCUCCCCCUUGAUAAAAUUGAGAAAGUCAUUCUCAAAGUCCCAGAGGUCAAAUACGUGAACAGACCCAGCCCUGCCUCAGAGCACGAAGCUCGACACUCCUUCCAGUUUGUUGCGUGCUCUGCUUUGCUGGAUGGCAGCAUGUCGGUCCAGUCCUUCACCAGCGAGAACGUUCACCGGCCAGCCUUACGGGAGCUCCUCUGCAAAACGCAGCUGGAGCACCCUCCUGACAACACGCCCAGCUUUGAGAGCCUUUACUGCGAAGUGAGCGUCACGCUUCAGGAUGGCAACAUGGUCAGCGACCGCUGCGACACAUUCUACGGACACUGGAGGAAACCUCUGAAAAAGGAGGACUUGGAGAAAAAGUUUCAAUCCAACGCCUCCGGCGUCCUGCCCGCAGAAGCUGCAGAAGGCAUUAUAGAGACUGUGUACAAUCUGGAAAAAGUGGAGGACUGUUCUGUAUUAACUAAGUUUUUAUCAGGACAGUCAGUGAGAGCGCUUUCGGAGAAGCUGCACUUCCUUUGACUGUUCCAACCGACAGCUAGACACUGUUCACAAAGCAAGCACAAAAUUUAGGACAAGCUCCCAUUUAGUGACUCAAGGACUUUUAAAUUGGACUCCUGUAACACAAGAGCCAUGCUCAGUCCAAUACUGUGGUUUUUGCCUAAGUAAAUAAUUUAGCAAUUACGUGGGCAGCUCAGUCAGGCUGAACGGAAGAUCCUCUGCUGGCACAGUCGACUUCAAUUAUCUUUAUACCUCUAGAGGCAGAGCACUGCUUGCGCACCACACAAACAUUUCCCUGCUCUUCUGCCAAAAAAAAGGUCUGUUCUGCUUCUCUUAAAUAACUCCAUAAAGGGAAUCCAAGUUCUGGAGGAGUGUGGAAACGCAGUCACCGUGAGAAACAUCACUGCGAGAAGGACAGAGGAUAGCAGCCUUUAUAUAUUUAUUUCAGUAGAUUUAGCUCUAAAGCCUCCUUGGAGAAGCCACCUGCUACGUCAGAGCUUUGACGUUGGUGCUAAAAUAAACGCAGCGUACAUACAGAGUAGUAGCACUGGGUAUCGUCUGCAACGCGUCCGGCUUCGCUGUAACGACUGGUCUUGCAUUGACAAGGUAAACGUUGGUGACCUUCCCGAUGAUGCCAGCUGCAAAGCAAGAGGGACAACUCGACACUCCUCCUCCUAGAAGUGCUAUUUCCCACUUCCAUCUUUUGGCUGCCCGGUGGUACGGGUUUGUUCCUGUAUUCCCACUCCAGUAACAAAGCACUUGCUCCACAAGGCACGAUUAGCACUAAUUAGCGAUGACACGUUUAGAUUAUUUCAGGCACUGCAAAGCAUGGGCUAUGGUACACUCAUGACUGAGAGAGACCUGCGAGCAUCAGACCACUUCUUACACCAAGACAAUUAAGUGUCCACAGUGACAAUCAACUUGCCUUGAUAAUGAAUUCUGGGAAUUUUUAGUUCCUUCAGGAGUACAAAGCCUCGACAGAUUGUGCUUCUAACAGAGGCUGAUGACCUUUGCUCAUGUUUGUAAGAUUAAAGCACAUAUUCUAACAUAUGUAAAAUGUACCUUCCUGAGAGCACUAAAAUAUGUAUAAAAAAAAAAAUCACAAAAUAAAGUUAAUUCAUUUUACUAACUAAACCUCAAAUUAUUUCAUUUAUUAGAGCAAAACUCGCAUGUUUUCCACACACAACGUAUUCAUUUGUACUUAAGCCUCUGCCUCUUGGUUUAUAAAGUCAGUUUAUCAGGGGGCUCUGCAAAAAUUUCAGAAGUCCAUUAGUUAUACUCGCUUAAAGACUUGCAAGGGAAGAAAAAAAAAAAACAAACCCAAAUAACCACAUUCUUUUCUUUUUCCCUUCUGAUUAGAAAGUGGAAUUGAAUUACUCACCUGUACUGAAGGUCUACAGACUCAUUUACAGCUAUUUCAUCUGUAAUUAUAGCUGGAUAACACCAAAUGUGAAUUACUGAUAAUCACUAGUGAUGUGAUAAAAUCCCACUGGACAAGGAGGGUUCCUACAUUAUCUUAUCAAGACUGAAUAUAUUCAGAUUAAUGAGAAAAAAAAAUGAGGAAAACCACCACCACAACCU
Messenger RNA from Chroicocephalus ridibundus (black-headed gull), 3397 nucleotides. RefSeq names its product aconitate decarboxylase 1 (gene ACOD1). The transcript is spliced from 5 exons. The coding region runs from base 413 to 1837 and encodes 474 amino acids. The record is from RefSeq and is a predicted model, not a curated record. Gene Ontology annotation, biological process: defense response. NCBI's taxonomy places the organism in Eukaryota, Metazoa, Chordata, Aves, Charadriiformes, Laridae. Gene Ontology annotation, cellular component: mitochondrion. Gene Ontology annotation, molecular function: aconitate decarboxylase activity.